Messenger RNA from Brassica oleracea var. oleracea, 475 nucleotides. RefSeq lists its product as uncharacterized. The coding region runs from base 16 to 423 and encodes 135 amino acids. The record is from RefSeq and is a predicted model, not a curated record. The transcript has 4 exons. Lineage: Eukaryota; Viridiplantae; Streptophyta; Magnoliopsida; Brassicales; Brassicaceae.
AUUUGAGUUUUCAUUAUGUUCUUCAUACUCAUUGUGGCGGCCAGUUCGAUAGGAGAAGAGCUCUUUUACCGUGUUGCUGUACAGGGUGCUCUUUCUGAUAUGUUCUUGAGAGGGACACAACUGAUGACAGAUUCUAGAGGCAUGGCAUCUCUGACCGGAGUCUUUCCUCCAUUUGUACCAUUUUCUCAAGCAUUUGCAGCUGUGAUCACCGCAACACUCACAGGCUCUCUCUACUUUCUUGCUGCUUCUCCAAAAGACCCGAUAUACAUUGUUGCCCCAGUCCUAAGAUCACGCCGCGAUGAUUUUAAGAAGCUUUUGUCAGGUACUAGCUACUUCUCCUUUCUUCUUCGGAUCAUAUUGUUUCUGAGAUAUAGGGAUCUAAGAAGUGAUAUUGUUCUCCUAAAGAUAGUUAGUGUAAAAUGACUUGGACCUCAUCGUAGGAAAUAUAGGAGGAACCUUCAGGACCAAAACCUCU